UAAAAGUCACGACACGCCUCCACUGGCAGAACUGUUGAAGAAGCUACGUGCAAAACUGCAUAUAGUUACUUUACACCCAUUUAUGAUCUUCUUAUCAACUGGCAGUUCGUGGACCGAUACAGUUGUUGUCGCUCAGUAGACAAAAUGACUUCUAUAGCUCUGUGCACAAUAAACAGCUCAGCGAGAUCAAUAGCAAGACUGUGCCAAGUGUCCCGCUCUGCGCAUGGUACAGCUGAUUUCCACUCUUUCGUAGUCCGUUACUCUACCCUCCGUAAAUGUGCCUUUCUUCCGGGAGGGAAAUGGUCAUUCAUAAGAGCAGCAACGAGACAGAUGUCUCAAGCAUCGCCGGGGAGGAUCUCACUCGGACGGUACGGUAAAGGUGUAUUUUUGGCUGCUGGGGCAGCAGCUGUCACCGGGGUUCUGACGGCAGGUGUAAGUCACUUUCAGCGGGCCGAGAUGGCAACGAAGAUACCCAGAAUUGAAGAAGAAGAAGGGACUAUACGGGAGAGAUGCAAGUCGUUCAUGUCUCUACCAGUCACUGACAUCAAGGUCUUAGAGCAGAGGAAAGACGCGAUGUCUGCGAGAAUGGAGAUGCUCAUCAUGGAGACACAAGCUGCAUUCUGUAGAGCUCUUGAGGAGGUGGAUGGAGGCUCGUUCAUGGUGGACAGAUGGAGUAGGAAGGAAGGUGGUGGUGGCAUAAGCUGUGUGAUGCAAGAUGGGAAGGUUUUUGAAAAAGCAGGUGUGAACGUGUCCGUGGUGUUUGGGAACCUUACUGAAGAGGCCGCCAAGCAAAUGCGCAGCCGUGGAAAAGUUCUGAAAGGGAAAGAUGGGAAGCUGCCGUUCUGUGCCAUGGGCGUGAGUUCAGUCAUACACCCAAAAAACCCCCACAUUCCCACAGUGCACUUCAACUACAGAUACUUUGAGAUUGAGGAAGCAGACGGCACAAAGCAGUGGUGGUUUGGUGGAGGAACGGAUCUCACUCCUGUUUAUGUUGAUUUGGAAGAUGCCGCCCAUUUCCACAAGACUCUGAAGGAAGCAUGUGACAAGCACCAUCCUAAGUAUUACCCAGACUUCAAAAAGUGGUGUGACAAUUACUUCUACAUCCGUCACCGAGGGGAGACGAGAGGCAUUGGUGGGAUCUUUUUUGAUGAUUUGGAUUCCCCUAAUCAGGAGGAGGUCUUUAAUUUUGUGAAGAGCUGCGCUAAGACUGUGGUGCCUUGUUACCUGCCCAUUGUAAACAAACAUCUAAACGACUCCUUUACCCCUGAGGAGAAGGACUGGCAACAAGUCAGGAGAGGCAGGUAUGUGGAAUUUAAUUUAGUGUAUGACAGAGGGGUGAAAUUCGGCCUGGCCACACCUGGGUCUCGCAUUGAGAGCAUCCUGAUGUCCCUACCACUUACCGCUAGGUGGGAGUACAUGCACGAGCCAACAAAAGGCACUAAGGAAGCCAAGAUGCUGGAGGUCUUACGGAACCCUAAAGAAUGGAUCUGAUUGAGAGGAAGACCAGUUUAACUAGUCAUCAAUAUUGCCAUUAUUGGAUGGGAAUUGUGAAAAUGGUGGGUGGGUUUUUCUUUGGAUUAGCUCAGUGAUACCAAACACAUCAGCAACUUCAAUAAGUACAACAUUCACUAAACAGAAAAUCAACUUCUCAGACAGGACACAUUCUCAUCAUUUGACUCAUUGUUUUUGCUGACUGACUGCAGCACUGCACGAUUACUGGUUUGGCUGUAAUGAACUCUCUAUCACUGCCAUCGGCUGUAUGGAUUCACUGGAGAUGCAGUGUUUACUCCUGUGACACUGUUACUUAGUUACAGCUUUGUUUCUGCUUGCACUGCUUUAAUCAUGACUACUGGUGUAUUCGAAACCUGUAAUGGCUUUGGUAUGCUGUUUUUGAAUGGAUGUGUUAAUCGCGUAUGUCUAAAGGGUCAUGUUUACCAUGUGCUGAUGCAAGCACCCAUGCCAUUAUUGCUUUUCUUACCCUGUUAAUUUUUUGUGCCUCACUUCAAGGUUGUUUUGUGUCCAUGUGCUAACAUAUCUUUAUCCUUGUAUUUUUUUUUAUACUGAUAAUAAAAUAGGAAUCAGAAAUAGGAGUAUUCUCAGGACAUUAUAAUGUUGAUAUUCUGUGUAUUACGAAACAAAAUAAAGCUUUUCUAUGUGGUUUAAUCUGGUGUACUGAUAAAUCUGGUCAAUAGGUGUUCAUAAACCUAAAAAAACAUUCAGUUCUGAGAUGCUAUUAUUAGCUUUUCCUGAUAUAAAAACUGCAUGGUUUGUGUUCAAGUUUAUAUUAGGCAUGGUUAAUUAUAUUCACCUGAUGUCUCCAAGGCAGCAGAACAAACUUUGUGUCCAAAGUAAUUCAGGUAGCAAAUGUGCUGCAUUUUAACAUUAAUGGGUAUGUUGAAGUUACACUGAACUUUAAAGCAAGUACAUUAAAUCCGAAGUUAGUAACCUGUUUGGAUUUGUUAAAUUUAUAAGGGAAUACUGUAAGGCUUUGUACAUUUAUACAUAACGUAAUAAUAUUGCUAUAAUAUUAGACUUUUAGCAAAUUUUUAUAAACUUCAUACAUACACUACCAUCUGUUUUUUUGUCAGAUAUUUUGCUUUUAAAAGUCUCUCAUGCUACCAAUAAUGAUGUGAAUUAUUACAAUUUACAAUAAUAUGCAUUCCUGUGACUAACAUUAAUCAUUGUAAUAUAAUGAUUUGUUACUCAAGAAAUUCUCUGUAUUAUCAAUGUUGAGAACAGUUGUGCGGCUUAAUAUUUUUGUGGAAACCAUGAUACAUUUUUCUUUGAAUAAUACAAUUAAACCGUCAUUGAAACAAUUAUUUGUAACUAUUUUUAAGUCUUCAUUGUUACUUUUGAUCAAUUCUGUCUUCGUUUUUUUUUUCUAAAUAUGUAUACUUCAGUGUAUAAGAACUAAGUCAGAGGAGUGAGGGCCAAAAAAACUUUUAUUACAAAUAAAAGUCAAGCUCAAUCAUUACAAAAAAUUAAAUUUGUUCUUAAUACAUUUAUAUAUACACACAUUAUCUAUCUCUGAGUAAGGCUUAAGCAAUAAACACCACCACAAUCACUCUUAACUGCCACAGAAAUAUCAGCCUGCACAUGUACAGCAACAUCAGUCAAAGUCUGCCAAACUUGUAUCAUCAUCAGACUGCAUUUCAAAUGACGGUAGUCUUAUUUCACAUUACCUUUAAAAACACAAACAAUUUUAGGCAAAGUGAAACUGUUUUGAUUUUCACAAAGCUUUCUUGAGUUAGUGCUGGUGAUGGAUUUUCUUGCAUAUUUAUGUCAGCCGAGCAUGUUGUUGAUGAACUAAGAAUAUAAACUGUAGAAAGCCAAGACGACAAACCAAACAGCAUUUGCCAUUUUUUCCUCUAGUAAUUUAUCACAUCUUUUUCAUAUAAGAUCACAUCAAUUAAUAUUCCUUUACACAUCAAUUAAUAUUUCUUUACAAAGAGCAGUCGCUGCCCUGAAAAGUGCAUUCACUCAUAGUUACUGAAUAAGUACAAAUGCGUCGACUUUUCCAUUGUGUUCUCUUUCCUUCAUAUCCCCACCCCACACACACACACACACACACACACACACACAGACCCAUAAACACACACUUUCCUGAUAUUUAAUACUGAAUAUUUCCUUGUUGAUUUUUCCCUCUAAUUUUUUAGGGGACUAGGACAGCUUGUUCCCAUAAUUUGAUCCUAAUCUGAAAUUCUCCUGGUUUUUGUUUAUUGUAGCUGGGCCUGAGGUGAAACCUAGACUCUGAGUAAGAACCAGGAAUAAAUGGUAUGAGGUAAACGGUGUCUGCUUGCUGUUAAACACACAGACAAGCCCAACCUGAUAGUGUCAAAUAUCCUAAAUUGUUUUAUAACAGUGAAGAGACAUUUUAAGAGGAAAAAUCAGUAACACUUUACCUGAAGUGCAUAUAUACAUAUACAUUAAAAUCCACUGUAUGAUCUCAUGAAUAAUUGUAACCACAAUACUUACCUAUUCAUUGUUACACUUUUUGAAAAUAUGAUGUAUUAAAACACAUGAUAAACAACUGAUUUUAGAUGUAACAAGGAAUCUGCAAAUAUUAUAAUGCAUUUUAACUUUGGUUACAAUUAUUUAUAAAAAUACAGAAUGCUUUACAAUGUACAUUAAUAAAAGGUGUCAGGUUAAAGUGUUCGCAAAAAGUCAUUUGUCGUGGGAGGAGAGUUAUGCUUUGUAGCACACUCUAUUUAGCGUUACUAAGUUGCCACUAACACUUGCAUUGUAAAUGCAAACAUACCGCAAUUCUGACCUAAAACCACAG
Molecule: messenger RNA, 4282 nt
Organism: Onychostoma macrolepis
Lineage: Eukaryota; Metazoa; Chordata; Actinopteri; Cypriniformes; Cyprinidae
Gene: cpox
Product: coproporphyrinogen oxidase
Exons: 7
Coding region: 145-1491 (448 amino acids)
Cellular component (GO): mitochondrial intermembrane space; cytoplasm
Molecular function (GO): coproporphyrinogen oxidase activity
Source: RefSeq, a predicted model, not a curated record